GCGGAGCUGGCGGAGCUCUGGGGCUGCUCCGGAGCUGCUGGCUCCGCCGGGGUUUGGAGUUCUGGAAAGGAUCCCUGGGCUUCCCGAAUGGGGAGCUUGGCUCCUUGGCUCUGUCCUGCAGCCUGCACUGGCUCCUGGGGGCUGUCGCUCCAGCCCACUCCCUGCAGGUCCCCCCUCUGCCCGGUGUUGCCCGCUGACCCCCGCAAAGCCCCAACAAGUGAUGGAGGGAGAGCCCACCAUGCGCCUCCGGAUCUUCGACCUCAACUGCUGGGCCAUUCGCUACUUGAGCAAACGGCGGCAGGAGCGCGUCCGGCUCAUAGGGGACACGCUGCGCCAGGAGCACUUUGACCUGGUGCUGCUCCAGGAGGUGUGGAGUGAGCAGGACUACAGUGGCCUGAAGGUGAAACUAGCAGGCUCUUACCCCUUCUCCCAUUACUUCCGCAGUGGGGUGAUCGGCAGUGGCCUCUGCAUCUUCUCCAGGUUCCCUAUUCUGGACACGCUCCUCUUCCAGUACUCACUGAAUGGGUACCCCUACAUGCUCCAACACGGGGACUGGUUCUGCGGCAAGUCUGUCGGUCUCGUCAUAAUGAAGAUCUCAGGGAUCAUCUUCAACGUCUACGUCACCCAUCUGCACGCUGAGUACUGCCGGGACAAGGAUGCCUACCUGCCCCACCGCCUGGUGCAGGCCUGGGAGCUGGCACAGUUCAUCCGACACACCUCAAAGGCAGCAGACGUGGUGCUGCUGGGAGGGGACCUGAACAUGCACCCCGAAGAUGUGGGAAUCCGGCUGCUGCGCGGCUGGACGGGACUGCAGGACGCCUUUGCUGAGGCCACACGCUUUGAGGGCUGUAAGAAUGGCUGCACCCUUGUCCCUGACAACUGCUUCACUGACAAGUCAGAGCUGCUGCCCUUCCCGCUGGGCAUCCGCAUUGACUACAUCCUCUACAAGGCCAUCUCCAGCUUCACAGUGAAGUGUGAAGAGCUGAAGACCACCACAGGGCCAGCCCCAGGCAUGGGUAUCCCCUUCUCAGACCACGAAGCCGUGAUGGCAACACUGCACAUCCAGAGGCAGGGACGGCCUGUGGGUGCCACCCUCGGCACAGCUGACCUGGCACUGGCAGACGUGGUGACAGAGGCACAGACAGAGGUGGGCAUGGGGCUGCAGGCAGCGCAGCGGCAGCGCUACUCCUGGGGCAGGAUGGCCGUGCUGGCCCUGCUGCUGCUGGUGCUCCAGGCUGCAGCUGUGCUGGGCACACUGGCCGGACUGGGCACACAGCAGCCCUUCCCCAAGCUCUCCUUCUGCCUGCUGGCCUUCCUUGCCCUUGGUGUCCUCAUCCUUGCCACCGGUCUCCACCUGUUUCACACCAUGGAGGUGAAGAUACUGCACGGCACCAAGGACCAGAUGCGGAUGGCACUGCGGGCCCUGCAGGAGCGUCCCAGUGAAGGCUGAGCUGAGGCUGUGGGUGUCCCACUAUGUCCCCUUGGCCCCACCAUGUCCCCUUUUUCAUCCUUGUUUUUAGCUGACUUCAGGUUUUAAGCGAGCAGCACUGCAGCCAAUGCAGUAGUGCAGGUUUGACAUCUGCUUCUGGGUGAAAUUAAGAUUUUUGGGGCCGAUUUAUUGCAUUGACUCCUGUGAGAACCAUGAUGGAGGCAGAUUUUUAUUGCUGUCUUUUUAAAUACACUCUUUUGUACACGGAGGGACCCACUGGCCUAGCUGGAAGGCUCGAGAUGCUGGGGCUCCCCUUGCCUGGGGUGGCCUCAAAGUUUACACUGGUGGCUGUUCUGGCAACCAGUCCUGACUCUGAUGGAAAAUAAAGGCGAUAUUUUAACCUUUG
Molecule: messenger RNA, 1835 nt
Organism: Cyanistes caeruleus (blue tit)
Lineage: Eukaryota; Metazoa; Chordata; Aves; Passeriformes; Paridae
Source: RefSeq, a predicted model, not a curated record